AUGGGUCCCAUCACAAGAGCCAACAAGUCAGGUUUGAAGACCGCGGAAAACACGUCUCAAGUAUACCCAUUAGCAACAGAUAUACCAACCGAUAUCAACAUCAAUAAAACAAAAGCCAAGUCGAGGUCGACAUCAAAACUGAAUGGCAAUGCGAAAUCCAAUGGUGUGUCAAAGACAAAGACUAAACCAAAGACCAAACCCCCAUUGGUAAAAGUACCGAAAGCUCCUUCAAACCCCACGCGUCUCUUUGACGAUCAAACGGAGGUGGUGGCCCAGCAGGACAACUUGGUAGUGCCACUGGAUCUAUCCUUGCCUCAGGAAUUCAUUGAUUACCAUACACCAGGAUUCAUUGAAGGUAUCAAGUAUUGUAUUGAAGUAGAUCCCACAUUGCAUCCGAUUAUAGUUCGAGAGAAUUUCACUGGGUUUGGGUCCAAGUCAUUUGACGAGAAAUUGAACCAAGCUGAUGACGAUCGUAUUCAUCUAUUCUGGUACAGCUUAGUGCGGUCGGUGAUUGCGCAGCAAGUUAGCGGAGCUUCUGCCAAAUCAGUUGAAGCCAAGUUCAAGAACUUAUUCAAUAGUGGAGAAGGAACUAGCAAUGGCGGGGUGGAGGUUGUGCCUACAGCAAAAGCAACGCUUGGCUUCACUGAGGAGCAGUUGAAAAGUGCUGGCCUAUCGCGACAGAAAGUCGCGUAUGUUCAACAUAUAAGUCAAGUGUUUGCUGACCCUAGUGAUAAAUUAACCUCGUUAGAUUUUUAUCGCAAUGCAUCCGUUGAUGAGAUAUACACCGAGGUGUGUAAAUUGAAGGGGAUUGGAUUAUGGUCAGCCAAGAUGUUUGCGAUAUUCACCUUGGAAGAGAUGGAUGUGUUUGCCGAGGAUGAUUUGGGUGUGGCUAGAGGAAUGGCAAAGUAUCUCGAGCAAAGACCGCAUGUGCUUCAACUGGCUAAAUUGGAAGUAUCGCAAAAUGAAACAAAGCAGGCGGGGUUGAAGAAGAGGUCGAAGUUUUUCAAUAAGCUGGAUUCGAAACGGACUUGGAAACCUAUUCAUGAUGUGUAUGUGUUGCAUGUUGCUGAAAAGUUUAAGCCCUUUCGGAGUGCGUUUAUGAUGGUUUUGUGGAGAUUGAGCUCUACAAAUAUAGACGUGUUGGAUAAAGAUUGA
Lodderomyces theae is the source of this 1155-nucleotide messenger RNA. Its product is annotated as DNA-3-methyladenine glycosylase II. Bases 1 to 1155 code for a protein of 384 amino acids. Gene Ontology annotation, biological process: base-excision repair, AP site formation; DNA alkylation repair; base-excision repair. NCBI's taxonomy places the organism in Eukaryota, Fungi, Ascomycota, Pichiomycetes, Serinales, Debaryomycetaceae. The record is from RefSeq and is a predicted model, not a curated record. The transcript has a single exon. Gene Ontology annotation, molecular function: DNA-7-methylguanine glycosylase activity; DNA-3-methyladenine glycosylase activity; alkylated DNA binding. Gene Ontology annotation, cellular component: nucleus; protein-DNA complex.